AUGACGAGGACAACAACGAGGAAACCAAACGGCGGCGGCGAUACUGUGAAAUAUUCAAUCAUCGUUCCGACGUACAACGAACAGCUAAACAUCGCCAUGCUUCUCGCCCUCAUCGUCGAAGCGAUGGAGGAGGGAACAAAAAGGAAGGAAGGAAGAAAAAUAUCCCCGUCGUCGUCAACUCCGUCGUACGAAGUCAUCGUCGUGGACGACAACUCGCAAGACCAAACGCAACAAACCAUUCAAAAGUUACAAAAGAUUGAAAAAUAUCGGGACGUUUUGCGUCUGAAACCGAGGAAAGGGAAAUUAGGUUUAGGAUCGGCAUAUAUUCACGGUUUACAGUUUGCGAGAGGUGAGUUUGUGAUUCUCAUGGAUGCGGAUUUGUCGCACAAUCCGAAAGCGAUUCCUGAAUUUAUACGAAAACAAGAGGAGGGAGACUACGACGUCGUCACCGGGACGAGAUAUUUAGCGUCGUCGUCGUCGUCAUUAUCAAUAUCAUCUAGAAUAACGAAUAGCAGUAGCAGUACUAAAUCAAGUCGUAAAAGCAAAAUCAAAGAGCAGGAGUGCGGAGUGUACGGUUGGGAUACGAGGAGAAAGUUGACUUCCCGAGUCGCAAACUAUUUAGCGCACGUGUUGUUGAACCCGGGCGUGUCCGAUUUGACUGGAUCUUUCCGAUUGUACCGGAAAACGACUUUUCAGGCGCUUGUGAGCUCGAUGCAGUCCGUGGGGUACGUUUUCCAGAUGGAAAUUAUAGUUCGAGCGAAAAGAGGAGGCUUUAAAGUUGCCGAAGUCCCGAUUUCUUUCGUGGACAGAGAUACCUCAAAGGAUUAG
This is a messenger RNA of Bathycoccus prasinos, 828 nucleotides long. RefSeq names its product dolichol-phosphate mannosyltransferase. Gene Ontology annotation, cellular component: endoplasmic reticulum membrane. Lineage: Eukaryota; Viridiplantae; Chlorophyta; Mamiellophyceae; Mamiellales; Bathycoccaceae. The transcript has 2 exons. The record is from RefSeq and is a predicted model, not a curated record. Gene Ontology annotation, molecular function: dolichyl-phosphate beta-D-mannosyltransferase activity. Gene Ontology annotation, biological process: GPI anchor biosynthetic process; protein O-linked glycosylation via mannose. The coding region runs from base 1 to 828 and encodes 275 amino acids.